Schizosaccharomyces octosporus yFS286 is the source of this 4157-nucleotide messenger RNA. RefSeq names its product AGC/YANK protein kinase Ppk33. Bases 597 to 1610 code for a protein of 337 amino acids. The record is from RefSeq and is a predicted model, not a curated record. The transcript has a single exon. Lineage: Eukaryota; Fungi; Ascomycota; Schizosaccharomycetes; Schizosaccharomycetales; Schizosaccharomycetaceae. Gene Ontology annotation, molecular function: ATP binding; protein serine/threonine kinase activity. Gene Ontology annotation, biological process: peptidyl-serine phosphorylation; intracellular signal transduction.
AAAAAAACACGGCAUUAUGCGUUCAAAAAACCAUGAAUCUUUAAGAUAUAUUAAAGGAGUCUAACACACGUUAACAAGGAAAGAAAACUCAUACCAAAAGUAUGAAAUCUAUCUAGAUACCGUAAGUUUAAUGCACUGCUUUGAAUAACUGUAAUGCAGAUUGCAGUUUCUUUGUUCUCUGUUUACAAAAAGAACGCAAGGUGCUUUUCUCCUUCCUUCAGGAAUUACUUUUUUCCUAUGGAUGCCACUUUGUUUAAAGGUUUUAGUAAAGAAAGGUUUUAGAGCAAGAAUUAAAAAAGAACGCGAGAUAGCUUCAGGUAUUAAGUCAAUUGUGAGAUUCUUAAUUGGAAUAUAUAACACUCGAGAGAUAAGAGUAAGUCCCCUUUUUGUUUUGCUUUCUGCAAAAUUAUAGAAUUUGAAUUUUUUUAAGUGCAAAAUAUCUCUCUUUUGUUUGCAUUAAACCAUCUUUUUAAGGCUUACUUUUGGAAUAUUGGGUAUUAACACAAUACUGAUAAAAGAAGUAGCCGUGUUUUUUUUUUCUUUCUUUCUUUCACUCGUCUUUCUUUUAAAUUUUACUUAUUUGUAUUGGAGAUUUUAUGGGGAAUCAAACGUCAAAGCUAAGAAAUGCCGAGCAGCCCUGGAUUGAGCAGGGACAGAAAGAAAAAUUUUUCAGCAUCUCUCAAUUUAAACUGUGCAAUGUUGUCGGCAAAGGCAGUUGGAGUACUGUUUUCGUGGUGAAAGAUCGUAGCAGCAAACAAAAGUUUGCUUUAAAAUGCAUAAACAAGAAAAAACAUAAUCCUGGAAAGAUAAAACAACUCCUUACCGAAGUUUCCCUUUUACGUUCUUUAGACCAUCCUCUUCUGUGUAGAUUUUAUUCUGAAUUCCAAGACGAUAACAAAAUCUACCUUGUCUCCGAUCUAAUGUUGGGUGGUGACCUUCGAUACCAUAUAGCGCAAAACCGGUUUCAAGAAUCUGUUGUAUGUGUUUGGAUUGCUGAAUUGGCUUCUGCGCUCAUCUAUAUCCAUUCCAAAGGCAUCUUACACAGGGACAUAAAGCCAGACAAUAUCCUCCUCGAUGAAUAUGGCCAUUGUCGACUGGUCGAUUUUAACGUAGCUUCCCGUCUUUCACAACAAACACCUGACGGAAAAGGUUUUGUGAAAGGUCGGGUGGGCACACCUGCCUAUAUGUCCCCAGAAACACUUGUUCACGCCAUCAGUUACCGAGAAUCAGAUUGGUGGUCCUUGGGAAUCACCAUGUAUGAAUGUCUACUACAGACUAGACCUUUCUCUAGUACUAUGGUAGUCAACUGGAUACGUUCUUCCGAAAAAGAAAAAAACUCUCUCCUCGAAACAAUGUGCUCCUCGCUUGAACUUCGAAAUAACAAGCAAUUAGACGUUUUAUCCAAAGAAGCACGUGUUGCUAUUCAAGGAUUCUUAGAACCAUCUAUAAAAAACCGAUUUGGACAUAAUGAAAACAAGAUUCCGAAUAUAUCUUUCUUUUCGUCUGUCUGCUUUGAUACCAUCUCCCAGGGGAAAUGGGCCCCUAAAUUCAGACCAAAAUCUGGUAAGCUAUACGCUGACCCUAUUUUAGAAUUGGAAGCAACCUUUUGAUUCUUUGGUUUUGUGUUCUAAUCUCUCCCCUUAUAAUGAAACCUUCUUCUUCCUAGGAAUUUACGACAUUAUAUACAUCGUUCAUGUUUAUCUUGCUGACUGACUUAUUUAAUUCUCACUUCAUUUUAAUGACAAAAUCUAUUGUCAAUCACUAUAGAGCUUAAUGAUUAACCCUUACUUUUUUGUUUUUGUUUUUUUUUUUAAUUUACAACCUCUUAGAUCAUACCUUCUCUCUGACCUAUAUGACAAUACCAAAUUUAUUAACCUCCAACCGUUUGGAUUUAUGUCAUAUCUAAACUCUAAGAACCAUAAAACGUUUUCUCUAAAUUUAAUUUACCCAUUACUGCGUCCUCAGCAGUCUCCAAAAACCCUGUAACAAUUGUGACCUUAGGAAAUAUAAAAGCCAGUGUCUUGAUACUUUCCACAAAAGAAACAUAGACAACAAUAAUAAUGUUCUCUUCUGGUACACCAAAGUCAACUAAGAUUUGAGUUGCCAUUAAUACGUCCGUGCUGGUUGUCAAUUGAGAAGCUAUGAGAAUUACAUUUGUCCCAGCAAUCCCCCGAGGAAGUUUAUGAUAUUGAAGACUUGGUUCAUUGGUGACCUGAUUCACACGUACGAGAACCUUUCCCAACCGCACGUUAGGAAACUGUCGACAAAGGGCUGUUUCCAAAGUACCACCGGAGCCUAAAACAGAAACACCGCAUAGCUAAAAAAAAAAGUCGGUUAGCUUACUGUAAAAAAAUGACAUAAUGUUGCUAACUAGUAAUACCUCUUUUGCUAGUUGUAAUCCUUUCCAUGUAUCUCCAUUGUGAAGUGUAAUAACUUUGUCCUCAUACAUCAAGGAAUCGCCAGCCAGGUUCAUCAACAUUGUUCCUAUACGACUUAAAUAAAACUGCAUAUUAUCUGCAUCAGUUUCUUUAUUUACGAGUAUAGUUUUAAUAGCCUCAAUUUCAGGAGUCUGACGGAGUUGAACAAGAUUCAAAGGUAAAUUGGGAAUAGUAGGAACAAUUUGCUGUAAAGAGUCGAUGUUUUCUCGGUGACUUAAGCUUUGUACAGACAAAGUCCUCUUAAUAAAUUUUAUAACCAUUUCUAAAAGUUAAGCCAGUUAGUAAACAAAAAGAAAAGCGAUCCUUCAAUGACAGAUCUGAAUAUUGAAACUUACCAAUGGCCACUUUAUUAUCACGACCACGAGGGACAAUUAUAUCUGUAUAAACUGAUUGCUUCCGUACAAAAUUAUCGUAACUUGGUUUAACAAAACGAUCAUACUGAUGAAGUACACCCCGAAUAUCACGACCACGGUAAUUGAUGUCCCUAUUUAAUCUACGAGAUAAACAAACAUCUGAAUCAGUCUCAAGGAAAACAGAGACGUCAAGAAGGGAGCGAACUCUUUCAUCAUAUAAAGCAAAAAUUCCCUCAAUGACAAUUAUACUAGCACCGAACAAAGUAGACGUUUCAGGAAGGCGAUCGUGUUCGUGAAAGCUAUAAAUCGGGAUGUCAACUUUACGACCUCGUUUGAGCUCUAAUAAAACAUUAUACAGCAAACCCCAGUCGAUGGCUUCUGGAGAAUCAAAAUCAUAUUCAUUUCGAUAAGCUUGUUGUUUUUGUUCAGUGGUCAAAGGCUUGUAAAAGGAAUCUAAGGACAAAAUUACCACAUUUGGUAAAUUUAAAGCUUUUACAAUUAAUCGGGCGACUGAGGUUUUCCCACUUCCAGAGGGACCUGCAAUGCCUAUGAAUCGUAUACGUCUCCAAGGAGGUUCAUACAGGUUUUUUAAAGUUUCUUUGUUAGCUUGAGCAAUUUCCAUGGCGUGUUAAGCUUUAAAAACAAGAAAGGAAAGAAAAAAAGCAGAAAAAAAAAAAGACUGAUAUAGAAUGUGAGACGGGAAAGCAGAGAACAGCAAUUUGAUAUAAGAUACACUUGAUUUACUCGGAAUCUUUUAAUGCUAACAAAUUGAUCAUGAAGUUUUUCUUUACAAAAGCUCUUCAAGAGAAAGUACACCUUUAGUCGAAGAAUCACCUACUCAACGCAGCCAAACGUAGCCAAAAGAAACCACGAAAUUAUAAAUGAAAAAUCUAGGGAAGUGAAAUGAAGCGUUGCAGGUAUUUCUUCCCAAAACACACGUUUGAAAGGUGUAGUGGUUCGUAAACAAAGAUUUAUCACAGCUUUUUACAUUAGGUAGCAGCGAUUAUGUUACUUUGUGUUAUGGUUUCUACCGCGGCAGCAUCCGAAAGCAAUUAAAUAAAAACUUGAAAGUUGUAAGCAUUAGAAACGACUUGAUGGACUCUUAUUCUUGUUCUUUUCAACGUAGAAGAUAAGCAACCUGGUUUUUAUAUCCUGCGAUUACCACCUUUCAUAGCAACGAAUAUGUGAACGAAGUAGCUCAUUCAAUUCGGUGAUAGAAACGAUUCGAAUUUUUUUAUAUUUGUUGUUUUCUUCCAUAUUUUAGCUAACAGAAUUUUCAAAACUUGCAUUAUGAUGAAUUCUUUAUAUUGCUUUUUUUUGUUUACGUAAACAAACCAAAUAUUUUCAAAAAAGUAAAUAAAUAAAA